This is a messenger RNA of Moneuplotes crassus, 342 nucleotides long. Lineage: Eukaryota; Ciliophora; Spirotrichea; Euplotida; Euplotidae. The record is from the annotation of a GenBank genome assembly.
GCAUCCCUUUCAAAGAUGGCCGGAGGCCAUAUUCAUAUGCUUAAUACUCACAUUAACAAGUAUAAAGUAUUGAUCUACACAAAGGCUACUUGCGGAUACACUGACAAAGCUGUUGAUUUGUUCAACAAAGGCGAGGUUGAUUUCAAGUUAUUUAACCUUGACGAUAUGGAGGAGCCCAAUCUAAUGAAACAGGCCCUCUUCGAAAUCACCGGCCAAAGGACAGUGCCGAACAUUUUUAUUAACAGUCAGCACAUUGGUGGAUACUCUCACCUUAAGGAGCUUCAUGAACAGAAUAAGCUGAAAGGAUUAUUAGAUGACGCCUAUGUAAGGCAUAUCUUUUAA